UCGCAUACGUCACUUUCAUUUGCAGCUUUGUUUGUUUUCCUAAUAAUUUCUGUAGCAGGAAAAAAUUAUUUUUACUGCUUUAUUUCAGCAACGCCGCUGUUUGAAAAGGAGCCCCACCAUGAUUUGUAGGGGAGUGGUUGAUUAUGCGAACUGACUCUAUUUUUCUAGCAUUGCUUCCAGGCACUAGUACGUCUGAAGUAUGCUCAUUACACUUGUUCGCCUUCAAAAAGCGCCUGCUGUACCUAAGUUUUUCAAAGAAGCUCCUACACUUGAUCACUUCCUUGUUAGGGCCCAGGUGAUCUCAUUAUAUAGACAAAUUGUACGAUGUACAAAGGGUAUGGAUAAAACUCAAGCAAAAGAACUACUACAGUGGGCAAGGGCAGAUUUUGAACGACACCGAUUUGAGAAAGACAUUGAAAACAUUCGGUCUUUAAUCACAUCAGGGAAACAUCAAAUGCACUCCUUACAAAGUUCUGUAAUGUUGGCUCAAGUGUCGAAACAUUAAAGUACUUCAGCUGGUCAUUUUGUAAAUACUAAGCAAGUAUCGGAUCAACAACACCAACACGGUGAUUUA
Mycotypha africana is the source of this 574-nucleotide messenger RNA. RefSeq names its product LYR motif-containing protein 2-like protein. The record is from RefSeq and is a predicted model, not a curated record. The transcript is spliced from 3 exons. NCBI's taxonomy places the organism in Eukaryota, Fungi, Mucoromycota, Mucoromycetes, Mucorales, Mycotyphaceae. Gene Ontology annotation, cellular component: mitochondrion. The coding region runs from base 200 to 505 and encodes 101 amino acids.